AGUCUAGUUAAUCACAAAGAAUGGCGAUUGUCGUUUUAUUUACGUUACGGAUUCUUUAUUUUUCAGCAUACUUAACGACUAAUUUUUAAGACGCGACAAGGACCUUAGCCUUUUCAACAAUUAAAGAAACUUUCAAUCGCAUAGUUGUGCGAUGAACUCAAGACUUAUAAUUUGCUUUAAGCAGCAAUAUUUGUAGCAAAAAUCUUUAAAAUUCGAAUUAACCAAAGAAUCCAACCUUCAAUUUUCUCAAAUAAGUAAAUCAUUUCAGUUUCACUAAAAAAUUUGAUCGUAAUAUUAAAGCACAAUUUUAUAUAAUUUAUUUUCUUUCAUGUACCUUGUUUACUUAAUUCACGAAUUAACAGUAAAAAUAAAUGUAACCAUUAAUUUAAUCUUAUUUAACUAUUAAAUAAAUUUCCAGUAUUUAUAUUACGAAUAAAGCUUGAAAUUUUCAUCCAAUAUAAAGAUUUGAUUUAGUCAUCAAAUUAAGAACGUAGGAUCGAGUUUCCAAUAUUGACAUUGUUUACUUCUUCGAACGAUUUUCAACGGACGAAAUGGUGCCGACGAUGCCGCCUGAUUCGCAUAAAAUUUCGCUGAAGAUCAUUGAAGCGAUAAAACAACAUCCAGUUUUAUAUAGUGCUGAAGUGAAAGGUUCUAUUAAACUUCAGGAAUUUCGGCAGAAGGUUUGGAAGAGGAUUUCGGAUGAACUUGGUCUUGAUCCCACUUGGGUGAGAUUAAGAUGGAAAAAUUUAAGGGAUACUUACUGCCGUAUACUUAAAUAUAAGAAUAGAACGGAAAAAGGAGUUCGUAGGAAAAAAUGGAUUUUUGAAGAUCAUCUUAGUUUCUUAAAGUUUCCGUAUGAAUCGGAUUAUCAACCUCAAAGUAUAGAAUUAACUGAAGACUAUAUUCAGGAUAUAAAUGCAGGUGGAAUUAGUUCUGAAGGUCUUUUAGAACAAUUAGAAGAUCGUAAUGAUGAAGAUUAUAGUGAAUAUUUAGAAGUUUUGGAAGAAACGACUGCAGAUCCAGUGUUGGAUCGUGAUUCUAUGGAAUUAAAUGAUAAUGGUGAUAACGUAGUAAAAAGUGUAGAAGUAGGAAAUGCAAUGCAUCAUGAUGUUGAUUCAUAUGCACAGCAAAUUCAAUCAAAAUAUAGAAAAAUAAGACCGAAAAAAGUGAAAAUUGAAUCAUUGGAAGUGCCUGCAACCUACAGUAUCUUAAAAACUUCAUCUUUUAAAAAUAAAACAAUUGAUACACCAAUAUUUGUUAGUGCACCAGCCGCAAAUAAUUCUGUAAAGAAUUCUUCUAAAAUAGAAGAUACACAAAAUAAUUAUGACCAAGUCUACCUAGCUCCUGAAGGAAAAAGUAGUAUAGAGCUCUUUUUUGACAGUAUGGCACAAACUGUCAAGCGACUCCCUCCAAAAGCUCAAGCAGAUAUUAAAAUGAAUAUUUGUAAAAUUGUAACAGAAGCAGAACUUAAGUACUCUGGACGUAACACACCCCAAAGUACUCAACAAUUUAUAGCACCACCUGGAAUGAUUCCUAAGUUGGUUCUCAUUCCAUGUAACAUGAUUGAUGGACAAAAUAAUAAAGGUUGACUAUUUCUAAGAAUAAUUAUUUGUCUUGAAAGAAUUAUGGUUAUUUAUUCUAAAUUAUAAAAUUGGUUUCUUCUAUCAUAAAAGAAUGCAACACACAACAACUGAGGAAUAUUAAACUAAGAAAGUAGUUUAAAUAAAAAUGAUUUUUGUAUUCAGGAGUGUGUUUUAUCUUUAUAUAACAUACUGAAAGAAAUACUAUAUACACAAAUGCUGUCGUUAUAUUUUAAGCUGUUGUUAUAUAUAAAUAUAGUUAUUUUAAUAGAA
Messenger RNA from Bombus impatiens (common eastern bumble bee), 1853 nucleotides. RefSeq lists its product as uncharacterized. The transcript is spliced from 4 exons. Lineage: Eukaryota; Metazoa; Arthropoda; Insecta; Hymenoptera; Apidae. Gene Ontology annotation, molecular function: DNA binding. The record is from RefSeq and is a predicted model, not a curated record. Bases 552 to 1589 code for a protein of 345 amino acids. Gene Ontology annotation, cellular component: nucleus; transcription regulator complex. Gene Ontology annotation, biological process: regulation of transcription by RNA polymerase II.